Paramecium tetraurelia is the source of this 1515-nucleotide messenger RNA. RefSeq lists its product as uncharacterized. Gene Ontology annotation, biological process: ubiquitin-dependent protein catabolic process; protein polyubiquitination; positive regulation of proteasomal ubiquitin-dependent protein catabolic process. The transcript is spliced from 6 exons. NCBI's taxonomy places the organism in Eukaryota, Ciliophora, Oligohymenophorea, Peniculida, Parameciidae. Gene Ontology annotation, molecular function: zinc ion binding; ubiquitin protein ligase activity; ubiquitin conjugating enzyme binding. The record is from RefSeq and is a predicted model, not a curated record. Gene Ontology annotation, cellular component: cytoplasm; ubiquitin ligase complex.
AUGUUACCAACAAAUAAAAUUGAUUAAGGAGAAAUUAUGCUGCAGAUAUCGCAAAGAGAACAGGAAUUGUAAAAUCAACAAUCGAGUGCUUUAAUUCAAUUCUCAUCUAAUCCUAUUUGCAAUGAUAAUGCUACCAUUUAAAUCUCCAGGUUGGAUCAAGAGGGUGAGACAAUACAAUAGCAUUCUCAUCAAGUAGAAACAUAACAUAAAGAAGGUUUAAAUGAUAACUCAUUGGAGAACUAAAACAUUGAUUUUGAUUCUGCAAGCUACUCUCAUUUAUAAGUCGCUGAUGAGCAGAAUCAAUACAAUACAAAAAGAUAAGAGUUACAAUAGGCAGUCAAAAAGGAAGACGUACAAAUUCAAUUCAAUAUUGCAACUAACAAUCUUUAAUAGAGUAAUAGUCAGAAAUCCAUAUCAAUUAUAAAAUUUGAUGACAAUUCCGAAGUUAGGAACAAUGGUUAAACAGAAUCAAAACCAAUUGCACAUUAUAUCUUGAUUCCAGUUUAUUAAAGAAAAUAGAAUUUUCAAGACAAUAAUCCAUAAGAAGAAUCAGAUUUUCAACAGCUUGACUAAAAUCCAAAUUGUCCCAUUUGCAGUUCAAAUUUUGAGAGAAUCGUCAGACUUUUAGAAUGUGAACACAUGUUUUGCGAGAGUUGCUACAAAGAAUACUUAGAAGACAGAAUCAAAAUUGCCAAAAUACAUAAUAUUCCUUGUUUACAAGAAGGAUGCACAAUCCUUUUUUCAGAAGAUGUGAUUAAAUCCAUUGUGAGUGAGUAGAAAUUCCAAUUAUAUUUGGUUUUCAAGAGAAAGUAUGAAAUCGAGAAUGAUCCAAACAAAAAGUGGUGUCCAGCAAAGGGCUGCGAUCGCUAUAUUGAAAAAGAUCCAAAAACCAACUUGAUAUAGUGCGAAUGUGGUUAGUUAGUCUGUUUUAAUUGUGGCCAGGUUGCCCAUCAAGGAAUGCUAUGUGAAGAUGCAAUUUAAGGGGACUUUAAAUAGGCUUUGGCUAAAUAUUGUAUAAAGUAUUGUCCAAAAUGCAAAUCCCAUAUUUAAAAAAACGCAGGAUGCAACCAUAUGACUUGCGCCAAUUGUUCAUUUCAAUUUUGCUGGGUUUGCUUAUAACCUUAUCAUGAAUACCACUAUCGAUAUUGGUCAAUCAGAGGAUGUGCUAUAUGGACGAAUGGUCGUUUUAACACUACGAAGGAGGUCUCAAACCCUGAUAAAAUGAGGAGAAUCUACUUCCUUCCCAGAGUGUUUCUAUAUACAUUUAGAUGUCCUGUUCUGAUAGUUAAGUUGACUGUGAAAUCUGCCUGCAAGUCUGUUGUGAAGCCCUUCGUAUUCCUCAAUAAGUAAUUGUGCAGAUCAUCAAAGCCUAAAUUUUGUCUUUUGGCGUGCUUUUAUUUUCUUUUCGCAGAAUUAUUAAUCUUGUUAAUUGUAAUCCUAGUCUCUCCUUUUUUUUUGUUUUAUCAAUGCGCAAAAGAAAUAAAGUGGCUUUCCAUUAAGGGUUGUGCCUAUUGA